GGUGGAUUAUGAUAAUAAAUGGAUUAAUUAAUCAAUAUAUUAAUUUUAUCCGAUUUAAUAUCAUCGAUUAGCGUUUGUCUAUGUGAAUGGUAGACAAAAUGAUGAAUAAAGUACAAAUUCAGUCAAACAAUGGAAAAAAAAUGUAAAAAUUGCAUCAUUUGGUCGUAAUUCGAUAUAAUCAGUCACUGUGAUAAGAUGUGUGUGUGCUGAAAAUUUAAUUUACGGGAUUUAUGAUUUUUUAUAUAUCUCGCCAGAGAUGUUUAUUUUUAACAAAAAUUUUUUUCCCGUCAAUCAAUCUGCAUUUAUUGACUGACGAUUGGCUGUUUAUUGUCAUUCUGUUCUGAUCAUUGAUUUUCAGUGUAGGAAAAAAAAUAGCCAUGCAAAAAUUAUCCACCAAAGUACGACGAUUAUCACGACAAUUGUCCAAUAUUCCACAAUUAUUACAAAAUGUUCAACGUAAUAAUCAAAUGUCAACCGGAGCAGCAUUUGUUGGUCUUGAUAAUUUAAAUACAUUGAAUUUAUGGCGUUUAAAUCCAGCCACAUCAUCAUCAUCGUUUAUUAAUCGACGAACAAUUCAAUUCAAUGAUAAUGACGAUGAUGAUGAUGAAACGAAAGAAAAUUUACAAAAACAAGUAAAUGAACGUACAAUACAAUUCAUGUCAAUUGUAUAUGCCAUAUUGUUGAUAAUCAUUGGUGCAAUGUGUACAUUUUUCAAUAUAUCAAAACCAAAUAAUCAAAUACGUGAUAUAUUUGUUAUAAUUAUUUCAAUUAUCAGCGCAAUUGUAAUUUGUUUUUUCCAUUAUGAUAUAAUAAAAUUUCGCCAUUGGGCAUUACAACGUAUUGAAAAUGAACGAAGACAACAACGUAGAAGACAAUCAACAAAUCAAAUAUCGAAUGCUGCUGCUGCUGCUGAUAUUGCAAUCAUUUCAAAUGGCAAUAAUAAUGUCCAAAUCAAUGAAGAUGAUGACGAUGAUAAUGAUGAUGAUCAGGUUCCUGCAUAUGAUACACUAUCAUUAACAACAGCUGUUAUUUUUGAUUAUUAUGAUAAAGCCAAUUCAAAUAAUCAUCUUGAUGAUGAUGAUGAUGAACAAUUCAAUGAAAAUGGUGUAAAUUCCAAUGAUGAGAUACGACCAGUAAAUGAUGACAACAAAAAAUCAGAUGAUACAAUGAUUGCAUAUCGUUAUUUUCGUGGUAGACAUGCAAAUGAUUUUUAUCUAAAAAUUGGUAUGAUUGUAUUUUGUUUCGGUAGUAUUACACAUAUCGGUAUCGAUCUGGUAAAACAAACAUAUUUUUUCAUCAAUCAUGAUAUCGAAUGUCAAUGUAUUUCAUUAUUAUUAAUGGAAUCAAUGAGAUUAAUAUUUUCAUUCUAUCAACUUUAUUUUGUAUUCAAAUAUUCAAAUAUCAUUAUAAAUCGUAAUAAAAAUCUAGCCCGAUUUGCAUUGAUGCAUUUGAUUGGCACAAGUAUUUCAUUCUGGUUUGAUACAAUCAUCGAUGAUGCUAUUGCUGAUUAUGUUGAUAGAAAAUUAAAUCAAACAAAUUAUCAAAAUCAUUCCAUUAUAAUUAUUGAUGAUGAUGCUGAUGAUUCAAUAAUUAAUGGUGAAUUUCAUGGCCUUAAAAAUCAUAUUUUAUUCGAAGAAAAUUGUUCAAGAAAAGCAAUUAUUAGUAAUGAAUCAUUACGUGCAUUACCAUAUCUUUAUCCAUUCACUAUUGAAUAUAAUAUUAUAUUGGCUUCAAUCUGGUAUAUGAUAUGGUCAAAUAUUGGCAAAGUAAAAGAUCGUUCAUUGUUUACUGAAUCAUAUGAAAAACAUUUAUUACAUAAAUAUCGUAUUUUUAAAUCAAAUGAAAAUGAAGAAAUUGAAGAUGAUAAUAAUACUAAUAAUGGUGAUGAUAAUGAUGGUAGACGAUCAAGUUUAUUAUUAACUGUUGAUUGUCAUGCAAGCAAUAAAGGUCUUUUUAUUGGUUUAGCCAUCCUAUUGAUCAUAUUGAUUACGGUGAUCAUAUUCUUUUCAACAAUACAUAAAGAUGUGUCCAGACAUUUUGGUGUUGUCAUCUAUACAUUGCAGAUUCUUUUAUUAACAUUAUCAUGUUUCGUUAUUAUACCAAUAGCUUAUUAUCAAAUGCAUGGCCAAUUGGAUGUUGUCAAUAGUGAACAUCGAAAUAAUUCAUUUAUGAUGAUGGAUGAUAUACUAAUAAUGAUACCAUUGCCAUUCUAUUUCAUCCACUAUACUUGUUCAGCUAUUGCUAGUUUGAUGAUAAAUAAUUCAUUGGAAUGUAAUAAUCUAGCAUUGAUUGGUAUCGAUAUGCUUACCAUCAUACAGGUUCUCAUACAAUCACCAUUUAUUGUGGAUAAAAUACGUCGUUGUUCCAAUGAUAUACGUAUACGUUUUCGUAAACCUGGUCGUGAAUUAGUCACAUUAAUGUUAAUAUUAAAUGUAACACUUUGGAUAUUGAAUACAUUGGAAUUGAAAAUCGUUGAAGAAUAUCAUGCAACACAUGAAUAUUUUGGUGAAUUUUUCACCAUGAUUUUAUCACAUACAACAUUACCAAUGAUGUUGUUCUAUAGAUUUCAUUCGUCAGUCUGUUUAAGUCAUAUAUGGAAAUAUGCAUAUGAAAAAGAUGAAUGAAUAUUGUCAUAUUGUCCUAUUUAUUUAUUCAUGUGAAUU
Molecule: messenger RNA, 2663 nt
Organism: Dermatophagoides farinae (American house dust mite)
Lineage: Eukaryota; Metazoa; Arthropoda; Arachnida; Sarcoptiformes; Pyroglyphidae
Product: proton channel OtopLc
Biological process (GO): proton transmembrane transport
Cellular component (GO): membrane
Molecular function (GO): proton channel activity
Source: RefSeq, a predicted model, not a curated record